Messenger RNA from Theileria parva strain Muguga, 905 nucleotides. RefSeq lists its product as uncharacterized. NCBI's taxonomy places the organism in Eukaryota, Apicomplexa, Aconoidasida, Piroplasmida, Theileriidae. The record is from RefSeq and is a predicted model, not a curated record. The transcript has 4 exons. Bases 70 to 846 code for a protein of 258 amino acids.
UUUUGUUUCAAACUUGGAAUCUUUCUAUGGAUAUUAUUUUAAUCGAUAUUUAAACAUAUAAUGUAAAAUAUGAAUCCAGUUGACACCUCUUCAGUUGAAGAUGAUCUCGUCCAAAACUGUGAAAAAAAGUUAGUUCUCAGAAGAUUCAAAAGACCGCUUUUAACUCUAAAUAAAAAAAUAAAUGAUAUUUAUUUAACAAGAGAUGUUCCUCUCUGUGUAUAUUAUAGAAGGUGUGUUAAACUACUAAGGUGGCAUCUUCCUCUAAUUUCUAAGAUUUUCACAUCUGAAUUUUUGCAAAAUAAUGGCAACAAUUUUAGUGUAACUGAAUUACUAAGUAAGAAUGAUGUUUUAGUCCCAACUGAUACAAAUGGUCAGCUGUAUUCCACUAGUGACCAAAAUACUUUACAGAAACUCUUAGAAAAUCCUAUGAUAAGGAUAUUUGGUACUGGAUUCUGUGUAAAGAAGGCAUUUUACCUCCUACAAGACCUUUACUGUCACAUUGCCACUAUGUAUAAAGCAUCUUUUACAAGAUUUUUAUAUAAAUCUGGAGUAUUAGAGUACUGUGAUAGCUGUAAAAAUGAAAUCAAUUCUGGUUUGAGAUUAUCGGAUUACCAAUUAACAAAGCUUUUUGACUGUGAAGCAUGUAUGCUACUCAAUAAACCAACGUUUGAGGAGCUUUUUAAAUCUGUAUUUGAAGUCGUUAUAUCAACGGAUUCCAUCUGUUGCUCAGACGACCUUUGGGUACUAGAUUCUGGUUCAAAUGACCCCAAAUUAUCGGUUGAACCAACUAAUAGGUACAUUUCAUCGGUGUCAAUUACGUUAAAGCCCCGUGAUUUUAAUCUUUAAUUUUUUCAAAAACUUGGGAAAUCUUAAAAUUAACUUCAAUAAAUGUAAAUUAAAACUCA